This is a messenger RNA of Halichondria panicea, 1064 nucleotides long. Its product is annotated as serine/threonine/tyrosine-interacting-like protein 1. Lineage: Eukaryota; Metazoa; Porifera; Demospongiae; Suberitida; Halichondriidae. The transcript is spliced from 7 exons. Gene Ontology annotation, biological process: negative regulation of cytoplasmic stress granule assembly; positive regulation of intrinsic apoptotic signaling pathway; protein dephosphorylation. The record is from RefSeq and is a predicted model, not a curated record. Gene Ontology annotation, cellular component: mitochondrion. Gene Ontology annotation, molecular function: protein phosphatase binding; pseudophosphatase activity; protein tyrosine/serine/threonine phosphatase activity. The coding region runs from base 80 to 982 and encodes 300 amino acids.
AUGAAAAUCACAUGGUCCGUAUAGAAUCUAGUUGUUAUGGAAACUGAAUCAACUCCAAGUGCUGCGUGAUGCGAUAUGCAUGAUGAGCUCCAGCUCUGCAGGAAUUGCUUUAUGUGAGCCAACUCAGCUCUACAACAUCCUCACACAGUGCACAAAAAAUCCUGCAGUUUUAUCUCAAACAUAUCUUACUUUGUUUGAUGCUCGUGAUGUGGCAGAUUACAAUGAAGCACAUGUAGUGAUCUCGAAAGCUUCCAAGAGGGAUACCAAAGGACAUUACAGAGUACCGGUUGGUGUGCACCUUCCUUCGUGCCUCAACUGUAUCGUUUAUGACAGCAACACAGUUUCUGUGGUAGAAGAUACGCCAGCGGUACAUUUGGCCAAUGUGUUGGCAUGCAGUGGAUCCAAAUAUACUGUGAUGAUACUAAAAGGAGGCUAUGAGAGAUUCUCCGCUGAGUACCCCUUCCUGAGAACGCAGAAGAUCAUGUACACUGACAUAGAGCUUCUAUCACUUCCCCGCUACCCAAGUGAAAUCCUUCCUUUGUUCCUCUACCUUGGUGACAGACACCAUGCGUACAAUGCGUCCCUGAAUUAUGAUUUAAAGAUCCAUGUACAUUUGAGUUUGGGUAGUAAAUUGUAUCCUGCCUUUCCCGAGGGAGUUACUGAGCUUCACCUCGAUGUGGACGACCAACCUGAUCAAGAUCUUCUCUCAAAGUUUGAGGAAAUUUAUGAGUUCCUGGAAACUCAGAGAAAGAAAAGUGACCGUGUGUUGGUGUUCAGUGAGUUAGGGAUCAGUAGAGGAGCUACUGUAAUCAUUGCGUAUCUCAUGAAAAGACAAAAGUGGUCCCUAAAGGAGGCUUUCUGUCAUGUGCAGAAGUGUCGACACCACAUACGACCACUGACAUGCUUCCUUGAGCAACUAUCACAAUGGGAGACCCAGGUGCUAGGAGAGUUGAUCACUGAUAUUCACAAACUUUAUAGCUAGCUAAUUAUUAGUAAUUGCAAGUCAUAACAAUUAUAAACAUUAUUAUAGUAAGAGGAAUCGGAGGGAUAUUAAUCAUUGCCUG